GCGUAUCUCGAAUGUUUCAUCAGCAAAGAAAAUGCCAAGUCCCUGUUGGAGAUCGUCGACGAUUACUACCCGCGAGUUAACUAUCAUCUCAUCAAUCAUGACGGUUCAUUCGAUCGUAUGAACGGUGAGCAAACAACUCCGAUUGCUGUUACAUGGGGUGUUUUCCCUGGAUCGGAAAUCGCCCAACCGACAGUUGUGGAUCCCUUGGCGUUCCGUGCGUGGAAGGACGAAGCGUAUGAUGCAUGGAUCAAGAACUGGGCUACAUUACAAAGAUUCGGUAUCGCGCAACGUAUUCAAAAGAUUUCAUGA
Ostertagia ostertagi is the source of this 309-nucleotide messenger RNA. NCBI's taxonomy places the organism in Eukaryota, Metazoa, Nematoda, Chromadorea, Rhabditida, Trichostrongylidae. The record is from the annotation of a GenBank genome assembly.